Messenger RNA from Trematomus bernacchii (emerald rockcod), 3901 nucleotides. RefSeq names its product solute carrier family 12 member 2 (gene slc12a2). Gene Ontology annotation, biological process: sodium ion transmembrane transport; cell volume homeostasis; chloride transmembrane transport. Lineage: Eukaryota; Metazoa; Chordata; Actinopteri; Perciformes; Nototheniidae. Gene Ontology annotation, cellular component: membrane. The record is from RefSeq and is a predicted model, not a curated record. Gene Ontology annotation, molecular function: sodium:potassium:chloride symporter activity; ammonium channel activity.
GUGUGUAUAAUAGCAGCAAAGGCAGCUCCGGGAGUCUAAGGAGGAGCUGCUGCAAGGUCGACAACAGCAUCCUGCUAUUAACAACAGGAGGGGGACGGAAUUUAGUCCAGAAGCCGAGCGAGUUAAAGUAGUAUCGAGGUUUUUUUUGGAUUUUCAGCCGCGGAAGAAGGAGGAGGAGAGUGGCCAAAAGUUUCCCGGCUGUACCCUCAUGUUCAGAGGCAGCUAACGAGCUACUAGCGCUCGCUGCUUUGCGCGUGCUCCUCCGCUCGAGAGAGGAACUGUUGACCGUUUGUCAGUUGGGUGACGGUUCAAAUAUUCCUCCACUAAGUUUGUGGGCCAGAGCGUGUUUUUAAAACCCCACACUGUGUUCCCGUUGUGUGUGCCAUGUCAGCUCCAUCCCCAACACCCCCUGCCUCGGCAGAAUGUGAUUUUUUAGCACCGGACGCGGGGGGGCCGAGGCCGCUCGGUCCGACGCCCAGUCAGAGCCGUUUCCAGGUGGACAUUGUGACCGAGGCAGCUGGAGCUUCGGGGGAUAAGUCUCCGAUCUCCGACGCCUCAACCGCUGUCCCACCCGGCGACAAGGCCACAGACGGUUCCGGUGCUGACCCGGGUGGAGAGGAAGCAAAAGGCCGGUUUCGGGUGGUGAACUUCGCGGAUCCGAGUGCGGCGGGAAGCCCGGCCUCUCCGGAACCGGCUGACGGGCUCCAAAACGGGGACACGGUGAUGAGCGAGAGCAGUUUGCAUUCAUCCACAGGGGGCCAGCAUCACUAUCACUAUGACACCCACACCAACACCUACUACCUGAGGACUUUUGGGCACAAUACCAUCGAUGCCGUGCCCAACAUCGAUUUUUACCGGCAGACAGCAGCGCCUCUUGGGGAGAAGCUGAUCAGACCCACCCUGUCGGAGCUUCACGAUGAACUGGACAAGGAGCCGUUUGAGGAUGGGUUUGCUAACGGAGAUGAGCUCAGCCCGGCCGAAGAGGCUGCGGCUAAAGAAGCAGCCGAGUCCAAAGGAGUGGUCAAGUUUGGCUGGGUCAAGGGAGUGCUGGUGCGCUGCAUGUUGAACAUUUGGGGUGUGAUGCUCUUCAUCCGCAUGUCAUGGAUCGUGGGUCAGGCUGGAAUCGGUCUCUCCUGUUUGAUCGUGGGCAUGGCUACCGUGGUGACAACCAUCACCGGACUCUCGACCUCCGCCAUCGCCACCAACGGAUUCGUAAGAGGAGGUGGAGCGUAUUACUUGAUAUCGAGGAGUCUGGGUCCGGAGUUUGGAGGAUCCAUCGGUCUGAUCUUUGCCUUUGCCAACGCAGUGGCUGUAGCCAUGUACGUGGUGGGCUUCGCUGAAACCGUUGUGGAGCUUCUUGCCGGUGUAGAUGCCAUCAUGACUGAUGAAAUCAACGAUGUCCGCAUCAUCGGCACCAUCACAGUGAUCCUUCUGCUGGGCAUCUCUGUGGCGGGCAUGGAAUGGGAGGCCAAGGCCCAGAUAUUCUUACUCAUUGUCCUCAUCGCAGCCAUCAUCAACUACUUCAUCGGAACCUUCAUCCCCAUCAAGUCCAAGGAAGCUUUUGGCUACUUUGGCUACGACAGUGCAAUCAUGUGGGAGAACAUGGGUCCGGAUUUCCGAGACGAGACGUUCUUCUCCAUGUUUGCCAUCUUCUUCCCUGCAGCCACUGGUAUUCUGGCCGGGGCCAACAUUUCAGGAGACCUCGCUGACCCACAGCUGGCCAUCCCCAGAGGAACCCUUCUGGCCAUCGUGAUCACAGGAAUAGUGUACCUGGGAGUUGCUAUUUCAACAGGCUCCUGUAUUGUGAGAGACGCCAGUGGGAAUGCUAAUGACACACUCAGUUCUGAGUUCAUAACCAACUGCACAGACGCUGCCUGCAAAUUCGGCUUUGAUUUCUCUUCGUGUAAGAACGAUGCUGCCGGCUGCAAAUUUGGACUCAUAAAUGACUUCCAGGUGAUGAGCAUGGUUUCUGGUUUCGGGCCCAUCAUCUCUGCUGGAAUCUUCUCGGCCACUCUGUCCUCCGCUCUGGCCUCGUUAGUCAGCGCUCCCAAAGUUUUCCAGGCUUUGUGUAAGGACAACAUUUACCCCGGCCUGGGCAUGUUCGCCAAAGGCUACGGCAAGAACAAACGAGCCCCUGAAGGAUACAUCCUGACCUUCAUCAUCGCUCUGGCCUUCAUCCUCAUCGCUCAGUUGAACAUUAUUGCCCCCAUCAUCUCCAACUUUUUCUUGGCUUCCUACGCCUUGAUCAACUUCUCCGUGUUCCACGCUUCACUGGCUAACUCCCCAGGAUGGCGUCCCAGCUUCAAAUACUACAACAUGUGGGUGUCUCUGGCCGGAGCGGUCCUGUGCUGCGUGGUGAUGUUCGUCAUCAACUGGUGGGCGGCUCUGCUCAACGUCAUCGUGCUGGGGCUGUUCAUCUACGUCAGCUACAAGAAGCCAGAUGUGAACUGGGGCUCCUCCACCCAGGCGCUGACCUACCACCAGGCCCUCACACACACUCUGCACCUCAGCGGAGUGGAGGACCACGUCAAGAACUUCAGACCCCAGUGUUUGGUGAUGACGGGAUACCCCAACUCUCGCCCUGCUCUCCUGGAUCUGGUCUACAGCUUCACCAAGAACGUGGGCCUGAUGAUCUGCGGUCACAUCCGCACGGGCUACAGGAGGCCAAACUUCAAAGACCUGGCUAACGAUCAGGCGCGGUACCAGCGCUGGCUCCUGAAGAACGAGACCAAGGCCUUCUACACACCGGUGUUUGCAGAGGACAUGAGGCAGGGCGCUCAAUACCUGCUGCAGGCUGCUGGUCUGGGCCGCCUGAAGCCCAACAUGCUGGUGAUGGGCUUCAAGAACGACUGGAGGGACGGAGACAUGAUGAACGUGGAGACCUACAUCAGCAUGAUCCAUGAUGCCUUUGACUUCCAGUUUGGUGCUGUUAUUCUGCGCCUGAAGGAGGGGCUCGAUGUGUCUCAUAUCCAAGGACAAGAUGAGCUGCUGUCCUCCCAGGAGAAGUCGGGGAUGAAAGAUGUGAUCGUGUCCAUCGACACCAGCAAAGACUCUGACGCUGACUCAUCCAAACCCUCCUCCAAAGCCACCAGCCUGCAGAACAGCCCCGCCCCGCAGAAAGAUGAAGAGGACGAUGGCAAAGCUCCAACUCGGCCCCUGUUGAAAAAAGACAAGAGGAGCCCCACCAUGCCGCUGAACGUGUCCGACCAGAGGCUCCUAGCGGCCAGUCAGCAGUUCCAGCAGAAGCAGGGGAAAGGCACCGUGGACGUGUGGUGGCUGUUUGACGAUGGAGGUCUGACCCUGCUCAUCCCCUACCUGCUGACCAACAAGAAGAGGUGGAAGGACUGCAAGAUCCGCGUCUUCAUCGGAGGAAAGAUCAACAGGAUCGACCACGACCGCCGAGCGAUGGCCACUCUGCUGAGCAAGUUCAGGAUAGACUUCUCCGAUAUCACCGUGCUGGGAGACAUCAACACCAAGCCCAAGAAGGAGCAUGUUACGGCGUUUGAGGAGUUAGUCGAGCCGUAUCGGCUGAAGGAGGACGACAUGGAGCAGGAGGCGGCGGAGAGGCUGAAGGACAGCGAGCCCUGGAGGAUCACAGACAACGAGCUGGAGCUGUACCGCGCCAAGACCAACCGUCAGAUCAGACUCAACGAGCUGCUGCAGGAGCACUCGAGCACAGCCAACCUCAUCGUCAUGAGCAUGCCAUUGGCUAGGAAAGGUGCCGUUUCCUCCGCUCUGUACAUGGCCUGGCUGGAGGUGCUGUCCAAAGAUCUGCCUCCCAUCCUGCUGGUGCGCGGAAACCACCAGAGCGUCCUCACCUUCUACUCUUAAACACACACACACACACACACACACACACACACACACACACACACACACACACACACACACACACACACAC